Messenger RNA from Paramecium primaurelia, 1422 nucleotides. Lineage: Eukaryota; Ciliophora; Oligohymenophorea; Peniculida; Parameciidae. The record is from the annotation of a GenBank genome assembly.
AUGACAGACAAUGAUAAUCAAGUAAUUCAAUUUGAGGAAGAUGACUAAGAAUAAGAAGUAACCAAGCAAAUAAUUUAAAUAGGAUAAUCUUUAACAAAAAUCUGGAAAGGAAUAAAAUAAUGAAUAACUUAAUAAUUAUGAUUAAAACUAUAAUCAAGGACAACAACCAGAUUCUAAUGAUUUUAAACCAUUAGAAUCUGAAAAAUAACCUAUCUAAGUAGUUCCUGAAGCUGAAGAAGGCUUUUUAAAUCGAAUUAAAGGAUGCUCUUGUAGGAGACAGACAGAUGAAAAAACAGAUGAAAAUAAUGAAGGAUGUAUUGCAAAGUUAGAUAGAUUUAUAUAGAAAUACUUUACUCCUACAUAUUUACUUCUAGUUUAUUAUUCUGUCUUUUCUACUGCUUUACUUUUUUCACUUAAAUUGAUAAUAUAGGAUUAAGAUUUGUAUCAUGCUGAAAUUUUAGGAGUAUUAUUUUAAAUAUAAUUAGGGUUUAUUUCUAUUUGUUCAACUUUUGAAAGGUUUAUUAAUAUAUUUUUUGAAUGAUGAAUGGCUUGAUGAACUACCAUAUUUAGAUAGUUCCUUUGAGAAUGGAUGGAGAUAGUUUAAGAUAACAUUCUUUAUUAUCACUAAUUUAGAUAUUUGCUAUUGGAUCUAUUACAUAUAUGUAUAAAAUAAAAAAGAUAGUACAAUUGAACAUAUGAUGACAUUAUGUAGAAUGCUUGAUGCAUUAUUAUUCAACUUCCCUUUAAUGAUAGUGUUUUUCUAUCUUUAAAUGUAAGACUUAGAAAAUAUUUAAAUACCCUAUUUAGUUAUUGCAGGUCUUAAUUUAAUCUCUAUAGUGAAUGGAUUUAUGCAUUUAAAUUUUUUUGCUGGAAGUUCAUUUUUAAGUAUUAGAUGGAGUAUUUAAUUUAUUUGUGAAUUAUAUGUCAAACUUCUCUUAGUUGUUUCAGUUUAUAUAAAAUUAUAGGAAUUUAAUAUUUAAUAUGAAUAUUUUGGGUUAUUUUGCCUAUGUGGCCUUAUUUAAUUUUAUUUAUUCUCUGAUGAAUAAGAUUUUACAGGAUAGAUAUUAUCAAUAAUCUAUUUCUAAUUUAAAACAUUCUUUGUUAUAAUAUUUAAAGAAGAAAGCUUUGGUAUGUCAGAUUUAGACUGUGAUGCAUAGCCUGGAAUAUUGAAUGUUGUAGUUUAGAAAUCAACGUAUAAUUUAUUUAUUAUUAAGUUACUCUUAUAUUUAGAAGGCAUUUAAUUUUUGUUAAAUUAUGUCUCUUGCAUUUAUCUUUUGGCUUUUUGGUGGAUGGGAUAUUGUCAUAACAAGUUAAAUACUAUUACAUAUGUAUUUGGUGGGUUUAGGAUGCUUAGGUAUUAUAAUGUUGAAUUUGCUGUAUAUUCUUCUUAGUGGAUGGAAGAAAAAUAUGCUCAAACCUUGA